Chironomus riparius is the source of this 243-nucleotide messenger RNA. The record is from the annotation of a GenBank genome assembly. NCBI's taxonomy places the organism in Eukaryota, Metazoa, Arthropoda, Insecta, Diptera, Chironomidae.
AUGAGUGAAAUAUUUGGUCCAACAACUUCGACUGCUGAAAUCAGUAUCGAGAAGAGAUUUAUCAAUGUUGCAACUCAACAUGGCAACGUCAACAAUGCUGAUGAAGAGAAUAUUGUAGUUCUCUUAGUCAGCCGUUCACCAAACCGCGAAACUGAAGAUGAAGUCGUUUGGCAUGAAGACUUGGAAAAAUGCAUUAUUCAGGCUAACGAUGAUUAUUCAUGCUUCUUCCUUAAUCCAAGAUAA